AUGACCUUUAAGGAAAGAAUUGAACGGCUCCUCAACCAGUGGCGGAAGGACGAGACCAAGUCCAAGAAAAAAUCAGGAGAAAAUGAAGAAUAUACAGAAAAAGAACAACUUCUCAUCGACAUUACUGGACUGUGUGAAGAAGCUGAAUUGAAGAAGCAAACGAAGGAGAAAACUAGUAAAGCCAAGGACAGGGACCUAGUCGAAGCAGGAAAGGCAGUGCGGGAGGCUGCAAUGCAGGCUAUGGUGAAAAGAAAGGCAACGAAAACGUUAGAGCAAUUACGUGAUUUAGAGUCAGAUGAAAACAGCAGCAGCGAUGACCGAACACCAUCAAAGUCAAAGAAAUCACGUAAUACUAAAGCACCAGAAGCAGACCCCUUGAUGGAACUCCUCAAUCGUAAACUGGAGCUGGACACACAGAAGGAAGAAAGGCGCCGAGCAGAGAUGGAAAAUCAACAGCAAAUGCUGAGACUUCUUAUCGAGACCUUGAAGAAAUGA
Messenger RNA from Lineus longissimus, 495 nucleotides. RefSeq lists its product as uncharacterized. The coding region runs from base 1 to 495 and encodes 164 amino acids. The record is from RefSeq and is a predicted model, not a curated record. Lineage: Eukaryota; Metazoa; Nemertea; Pilidiophora; Heteronemertea; Lineidae. The transcript has 4 exons.